AUGACAUUUGGUGCAUCAGAUGAGAGUCUUCCACACAUCCCUUUACGUCCUUUCCACAAUCAAGUCGGUGGCCACAGCGCGAUCUAUAGAUUUACCAAGCGCGCUGUGUGCAAGCCUCUGGUUUCGAGAGAGAAUCAGUUUUAUGAAGCUGUUGAGCGAGAAGCACCCCCAUUACUUGGAUUCAUUCCACGUUAUCUCGGCGUGAUGCUCGUCACUUACCGGCGCGUAGCCAAAGCCUCGUUACCAUCCACCAGCUUGAAUGUACCUGAUGCGCAUACUCCUCAUCCCCGUUCCGCCCACCCACCUCGUCCUGACUUUCGCACAUCUAAUACCUACCCUCCUCAUCACACUCAGGGGUCGCCAUCGUGCCCCACCCAGUUUCUGGAAGAGGAUGAUAUGUCGAGCCAUGAAACAUCUGAUGAAAUGCCCGAAGUAGUGCUUGACCGUAACCGUCACAUUAUUCCUGAAUGGGUUCUCCAUCUUGACGGGCCGAAACACGAUCGUCCCGUGUCGUACUCUUACCCACCGUCUUAUCAUAAAUUUCCUGAUGCUCCCAGACAUCUCCAGUCCGUGCGCGGUAUGAUAGCGUCAACACCUGACCUUGCGCGACCAGAGUCCUCUUCGGUGAAGUGCAGCCCUCUCUCGCGUCAGGCCACCAUCCUUCUUCAGGAGGGGGAGCCGCCGCCGCCUUCCAACUCACCAGAAUGCUCUUCAGGCGUCCUUCCGACGUCACUAACUGCGGACUCCCAUUCAGCUCAUCGCAUGUUAGUGCCGGAGGGGACUCCCCCGCAGUCCUUGCGUCCUUUCCAUUCCGAGUCGGUGAUUGGGCAGCAGCAGGGAACCCCUAGUUGGUUCGGGGGAACAGGGUUAACGAUGGUCAACACGAAACUCAAGGAUCACGUCUUUAACACCAUUCUCCGCAGGUUCCAGCGCCGAAAUCGCACGAAGUGGUCUACGAAGACAGAGGAUGAGGGCGAGAUGGCGGAUCACGAAGGUCGUCCAAUUUCUUCCGCUCGACGCGCUCGUUCGCAUCGUCGGAAGUACCCUGUGGGACAAGCGGAGAGGCUGAAAGGAGAGGAAGGGAUUCUCCAGUUCCCCUCAGUGCUUCCGCGUGUCCAGAGCGAGUCUGCUAUGGACUCGAUGUAUGCGCAAGAAAGUACCAGCGAUAGGGAUUCCGUUACGCUUGAAGAUCAGAACCAAUCCGACCUCCCUCCCUCCCUCACAAGACAUCGGAGUCGGUCACGAUCUCUCGAUUUUUCUACCCCUGUAACACCAGUUUCCAGUAAACCUCCGUCUACAUUCAACUUUGAUGACUCGAUCACGCGCCAAAAUCAUUUCAUUUGCAUGGAGGAUCUAACUGGUCGAUUAAAGCGCUCGUGCGUUCUUGACCUGAAGAUGGGAACACGGCAGUAUGGGAUGGAUGCGACGCUUGCUAAGAAGAAGAGUCAACGGAAGAAGUGUGACCGCACGACGAGCAGGCCCCUAGGUGUCCGGGUCUGCGGUAUGCAGGUGUGGAACAUCGCCACUCAAGCCUACGUGACCCAAGACAAGUACAGGGGCCGAGACGUAACAGCUGAGGAGUUUGGAUCGGUCUUGGCGUCCUUCUUGCAAGAUGGUGAACGCCUCCUCGUCUGGCAGAUUCCCAUUCUUCUUCAGAAGCUCUAUGCUCUCGCUAGGAUCAUCAAUCGUUUGAAGGGCUUCAGGUUCUAUGGCUGCAGUCUCCUCCUUAUCUAUGAUGGAGAUCGAGAGGCGCAAGAAGCAUUCCGAACGUGCGCCCUUGAGCAUCCUUCAUCCCGCAGUAAGCGCGGAGAAUCGUUGGAGCGGUCUCGUACGCGGUCUAGCACUAGUGACGAACGACCCUUACUGCGCCGUACCCAUAGCGAAGAUCUGCUUGUUGGCCCAGUUGGCAAGCGCUCCAGCGGGAAGCGAAAGCGUGGCGAAGUCAACGUUCGCAUCGUCGAUUUCGCGCAUACAACUACUGGGCGUGACUGGCUUCCCUAUCCCCCGCCAGCAGAUCGCGAUAUCGUCCAUCAGGUGUCGAGCUCUAAGGGUUACCAAGCUGAAGUGGAUGUAGAAACAGGGCUGAUAUAUGCUCGGUUUCCCCCUCAUUUUCCCGAAGAGCCUGAUCGUGGGUUUCUGUUCGGAUUGAAGAGCCUUACGGAGACCCUUGAGAACAUCUGGAACGAAGAACGUAUCCGCAGGAUCAAGGCUUCGCGGGAUGAUCCGUCUGCUGACACCAAUCAGCUUCCUCCUCUAUCCGCUGAUGGCAAAGAGAUCUUUGAUGAAAUCUUCGGCCGUUUAGAGCAUGACGAAGACCCCGGCAUGCUCUCUACUUGA
Suillus clintonianus is the source of this 2337-nucleotide messenger RNA. Its product is annotated as SAICAR synthase-like protein. Gene Ontology annotation, biological process: inositol phosphate biosynthetic process; phosphatidylinositol phosphate biosynthetic process. The record is from RefSeq and is a predicted model, not a curated record. Gene Ontology annotation, cellular component: nucleus; cytoplasm. Gene Ontology annotation, molecular function: inositol hexakisphosphate kinase activity. Lineage: Eukaryota; Fungi; Basidiomycota; Agaricomycetes; Boletales; Suillaceae. The transcript is spliced from 3 exons. The coding region runs from base 1 to 2337 and encodes 778 amino acids.